AUGGGUACAAGGCCUCAGUCCUCUUGGAGGUCACUCCUCUCCUUCUUUUCCGUUGCCCUCUUUUCCCUUCUUCUACUUCUCUACCUUGGCCCAUCUCGAAACUCUGGCCAGGACCUUCGCGUCCCAGUCACAGAGAGAGACCUCCAUGACGAUGCAGUCACAAAUCUCACCAAGCGGGCAACUGCUACCUAUCAAGCAGCUAGUGAGAAGGGAGCCAAGCUGCAUUGCCUGUUAGCCAUGUCCAAGGAAGAUGUCGAAGCGGCCGACGGCGGAAAGUAUAAAGAGCCUGCCAAGUGGCUGCAAAAAUGGGGAAUUGAAGACUCGCAGGGUUGGGUCACAGAAGCGGAAGAAGGGGAAGAAGGGGCAGACAAAAACGCUCCGUACUGGGGAGACUACUUGGAUGCUGCGUUUUCCAGUCUCGACAUUUCCAAAAGCGACGCCCAUAAUGUCCACUGGAUUCACCUCUCCGACGCCGAGAUUUUUCCGGAUCCUGAAGAGUUUGAAGGGACCGCGGAGCAGGGCGUGAGAUCGGGGGCUUAUUUUACCAACUCAUACAUUCUAGACCCUGGCGUCAUCAUCGCGGACAACAACUACGCUGUCGUGCCUGCAUUGAAUGACAACUUUCCUGGCUGGGAGAAGAUUUUCACAACUACCCACAUUCAACGAUCCCAGUGGAGCGACGCGGCAUGGAUGCAAUGGACGAAAACAUGUGACUGGUUUGGUGGUGACAGAACAAAGAUAAAGUACAUUAUUCGGUCCCGCAUCACCAACAAGACGACUCUAUCCCUCAUCUUUGAGGCUCUCAUUAGCAAGUAUGGUGGAUUCCCGACAAUUGGCAAAUGGGAUGAUCGCUUGACUCUCGACGUGGCAACCAACCCAGGCGAGUUUCACGCUGUCCUUGCAAGUCCCAACGGAGCAGGAGUGGCCUAUAUCCUCAUGAACCACAAGAGUACGCUGGGUAUCAAGACUGUCAACAAGGUGGAGAUCUUCGUCCCCAACAUCCCUUACACCGUCGUUGGGACCUCGGUUGAUGAUCCCCUUGUCCAAAGAGCCAAGAUUAUGCUCCUAUUUACUGUCAUCUCUGUAUAA
Fusarium vanettenii 77-13-4 is the source of this 1089-nucleotide messenger RNA. RefSeq lists its product as uncharacterized. NCBI's taxonomy places the organism in Eukaryota, Fungi, Ascomycota, Sordariomycetes, Hypocreales, Nectriaceae. Bases 1 to 1089 code for a protein of 362 amino acids. The record is from RefSeq and is a predicted model, not a curated record. The transcript has 4 exons.